GAAAAAAGGACAUUUCCGGUAUGUCGAUCGUGUUAUGUAAUGUUGCUUCAAAAACUAAUAACGACAAUAACGUUAACAAUGACAAUAUUAGCGAGGAUUCAAAUCCGGUCACAAUCUACAGGUGCCGUGCUCCUAUAGCUUCACUGGAUUGUAUGGAGGAAUUCAGUGGCACCACCGCUCAGCUUGAUUUUGGUCGUUCUACAAGCCUGGGGUCCAAUCCGGCGAUCCAGAUACGCAGCAAUGCGACAACCACACCUGGCUUACGUUACAAAAACCUUGGCAAGAGUGGACUGCGCGUUUCCAACGUCGGUCUCGGUACUUGGCCGAUAUUUUCCCCGGGCGUGUCAGAGGAACAGGCCGAAGCCAUCCUUCGGCUGGCGGUCGAGAGUGGAAUCAAUUUGUUUGAUCUCUCCGAGGCACAUUCUGGAACACGUGCGGAAAUAGAACUUGGCAAAAUUAUUCAGAAAGCCGGAUGGAAGCGUACCACUUUUGUCAUAAUAACCAAAAUUUAUUGGAGUACCAAGUCGGAGGAGCGCGGAUUGUCGCGAAAGCACAUAAUCGAAAGUGUUCAAGCGAGUCUCCAGAGGUUGCAGCUACCAUACAUUGACGUCAUACUGGUCCACAAGGCUGACUCAAUGUGCCCUAUGGAAGAAAUUGUCCGUGCUAUGAAUUAUGUUAUUUCGCAAGGGUGGUCAAUGUAUUGGGGUACCGCCAGAUGGUCGCCAGUUGAGAUUAUGGAAGCUUACACCAAUUGCCGCCAGUUCAACUGUGUUACGCCGAUCGUGGAACAGUCGGAAUAUCAUAUGUUUUGUCGCGAGAAAGCUGAACUUUAUCUGCCGGAGAUGUACAACAAAAUUGGCGUAGGGUUUAUGGCUUGGGGGCCUCUCUCGAUGUGCCUGGGCGAUACACAAAACGGUGAGAAGCUCUGGAUUCCGAAAGGGUCGCUUAAGAGCAAAAGCCAAAGCUACUCGUGGAUCGAAGACGAGGUGAACAAGGAGGUAGGUGUCCGUGCUCGGCAAUCUUUUCGGAAGAACCUGCAGGACGAAGCUCGUCGGUUGUACGAUAAAGCGAGAGACAUUAGCAACUUGGCGGAAAAGUUGGGCUGCAAUGCGGUACAGUUGUCCAUUGCGUGGUCACUCAAGCACGAACCAGUCCAAUGUUUACUUCUCGGAGCCACGUCACCCGAACAGCUGCACCAGAGUCUGCAAGCAUUGCAGCUUCUGCCCCGAUUAUCGACUGGUGUGAUGCUGGAGAUAGAACGCAUUCUUGAAAAUAAACCAGUGCGUCCACCACCGAUAUCUACGCUUGCCCUACGGUGACAAUCAGCCUGCCCCCCGGGGCCUCCCAGCGAAAGUGGAGUUCCGUGUGGGGCAGAAUCGCCGAAAGAGGAAGACAUCAGCAUGGGUGAGGAGCAGAAAGAAUCGCAAAAGAUUAGCUUCUGCGAAAUUCAGUGACAAAACGAGAAUUUAGUAACCUGUAACCAAUUUGUAAACGUCGCCACUAGUGUUACGGAACGUAGCUCAGCACUAACGCUUCCCGACUGCUGCUCCAUGCCUGCGCAGCCUCAGCACCAGCGCCAUCUGCGCACUCAGCAGCAGCUGCAACAUCAACCUAAAAUGCAUCUUCCGUCGGUGCAACAUUCCGGCAGGCAGCGAAAGUAUCACCAAAGCGUACUACCAACCAGCCUACUGCGCCUAGAGGCAAUGAGUGUCAGUUUGGAGAGUCUUCUGUUCGAUCAGGCUGGUUUAGAUAGCAAAUUUAACAAUUCCACUAGCGCCACUGGUACGAUGCAGUCGACCAAUACUACUGUCAGCACUACCAGCGGUGCCAGCGCCGGCGUUGACAAGCAGACACGCCAGCUGGUACACUGUCUGAAGUCAAUUGACACCACUCUGCUGAAGGAGCGAAAAAAUCGGUAUAGAAUUUCCUGCAGUUUCCGAACGCUGGACAGCAACUGUAAGUCGCUAGUCAAUUUUCUGCGCGGCAAAAGUUCCAACGCUGUGCCAUCGCCGAAGGAAGUGGUUAGCGAGUCCACCGCCGGGUCAGCAGCAGUAGUAGCACAUCAGCAGCGGCAUAAUGGGUUUCGAAUGUUACUGAACCGGAAAUUGGUCACUGACACUGACAGCACACCAUUAGCGGCAUGUCCAAGUAUGGUAGAAGUAAUCGAUAUAUGAUAAAAAAUCGUUGUCAAACGGUUGAGAUUAUGGAAGUCUGGAGUGUGUUUCUUUCUUUCCUUUCACCAAAUGGCCCUACUCUCAACGGAUACAAAACUGUACCGGAAACACCUUUUCAACAUAAUUGAACAAAGCGCUCAAUAGAAGCAGGGAAGAGUUUAAAGAAUAUUUCAAAUCCUUCGGAACCUAACAAAGCGGAAACAUUUGCCCAUACUGGCUGAAACGCUUCCCGUAAAUAUGAAUACACUGCAAUAUUGAGAGUAUAUGAAUUAAUGCAAAAAUUUCGGCAACAAAAAUGCCAAGCGAAUAGUGGAGGGACAAAUAAGUUGUGUAAAGUACGAGUAUAAGAAAUCUUUGAUUCGUGCAUCUAGAGCUGAAUAUAUCUUAGGGUAGGCCUAAAGCUUGGCUGAAAGCAUGUAAGAACACUAACUCAAUAACAAUUUUCUUAUACUUGCUAUACCACAUUGCUUCUGGAUUUGCUACGAAAGGCUCGUGAUUGAUGAAACAUACAAAAUCGAAACAUAAAAAUUCAAGAACGAGGAAUUACUCAAAAAAAAAACAGAUAACAGUAACAGGAGAGUAGUACUGAAAUGUAGUUGAAUAUUUAACAAUCUUGUGAACAUGCAGCAGUCCAGCUGAUACGCUUUUCGUGAUUAGUAGUUACACCGAAGCAUGAACGAUAAAUGCAAUAAAUAAGUAUAAUUAAACAGAAAAAUUACACAACAAUCAUCCAAAUCGCAAGGCAAAGCAAAUAGUUAAUGAAUUCUCUAUUUUUCAUCUAGCAAUCUAUUGAAAGCAAUUAUAAAGGCGCAGCAUAUCAUCAUCAAACGUUUAGUUAAGGUUAAUCGUUUAUAGCAUUACACUUUUAAACACCAUUUAUUCAGUGAUAUUAAGCAAAUCGGUCUUCGGGAUGCGGGAACGAAGGCAACCAUUUGAGAUCGUCUACCUGAUUGUGUUAAAAACAAGUUGGUUAGUUUGUGCGGGUGUGGGCUAACUGAAGCGAUGUUCACUUUAUGAAACAAUUACCGGCCACCAAUGGAACAAACAUUAUUUAGUAGAAAGUAAGCUAAAGGAACCUGUUAACUGUGGGCAACAUGGAGAAGUUUGCAUUCUAUACUACAUGAUGAUGCAUGACGCCAGCAAGAGCAGAACAAAACCAUCAACGGGUGAGAACAACUACCAGCAAAUGAUACGGUGAUAAACAGCUAACAAAAACGCGAAAUCAAACGUAAACGAAAUCGUUUUGCCAAUCGGACUAGCCGAGCAGCCUCAAGUGAUUUUUUACAAGCAUUAAGCUACUACAAUAUGGAUUAGUUAGCUAAACGAUGGAUAAUUAAGAGAUUAAGAGUUAUAUCAAAGACACAUCGUAGUGAUAGUAACAAAUUUUUGUGCUUUAUACUUUUAUUGUUUCGGUUCCGUUUCUCAGUCCCCAUUUGACUCUCCAGUGAAUAUGCCGUCGAUAAGGGUCGAAAAUCAUAUCCCACCGGAGGUGUUAAUGAUGGAAAACGCAUUGUUGGCUGAGGGGAAUUUAAUCUUUUGUCGACUACAAAGCACGUUUGUUCCAACUGACAAAACUAAACCAGAACAAACGCAGUCCAACGAAUGUUAGUUGGAAAAUAAUGUUUCGUCACACUUUAACACUGCAUGAUAAGCGACCAUUGGUUCUGGACCAUUUGUACGUUCACUCUGAACGUUUCUUAACAAAUUCUUCGAGAAAAAUCAUACACACAUACGCACAUCAUUGAAAAACCGGCAUUUUUCGCAAUGAACAAAAAGCAUCUGGAGGAAUGAGAAUCAAAUAUAACACAUCCGUCGCCUAUAAACAUAUGAAAUGAAGAUUAUUCCAUCCUGAUCUAGCAGCAUUCAUCUUACGAUGCCCGGUAUCGUAGACUUGUGGUUUGCUGAUAAACGUGUCUCUGCACUGUUUAUUUAUCGUGCACUGAGAAUUUAAUCACAUCCACAAACUAAUAAAAUAAAAAAACAGAACCACAUCUUACGAUAAAACGGGAUGGAGAAUAAUAAUUGGAGGUAACAUUUCUUUAAAAGCAAACGAAAGUAUAGGGACUAGUCACGCAAUUUGUGCAAAACAAGAUCUUGUCUCAAACCCAGAUUGCAAAACAUAAUGUAAGAAACCAUGAAACUUGGAUAUGGGAUAUGGGAAACUUCUAGGAAGAAGGGGGGACACGACCAGGUAAUAGGGAGAUGAUGUUGCAAUAUCAAUCUAAUAGCAAUCAAAUUCAGUUAGUUUUUGGUACUACCUCUCGACACGACAUGGUCGACGGUACCAACUCUUUUUGCGGCGCAAUGUUGCAAAAGAUGAACCACUAUAAAAAAAUAUAGAUAUGUUUGAAAGUAAAACCUAAUGCCGCCAUACAAUAAUUUACUAUCUUCAGCUCUGCCAAAAGUGCAUCUUUUAGAAUAACUACAAACCAAAUCAAAUCAAAGGAGAACGCAAUGAAUUGUGGAACAGUAGGUAGUGGGCACUCUUCAGAACAAACUUACAAACAAACUCUACAACAUUGUGUUGAUGAAAUGACAUGAAAAGUGUGUUUCACACCAUGUUUACCUUUGCACAUACUAAUGGAACAAACGCAAAUAUCGACGUAUGGAAGCAAACCAACAAACAAUAAAUGAUGUACAUACAUCACUCUUAUGAAUGGUUUAACCGGCAUGUUUAAACAAGAUAAAUACGAUAUACUAAAACCAAACUAUUAAAAUGAACAUGAACGCACUCAAGUAUUUAACCAAAAAAGGGGAGUAUAAUUGAGAUGCGAAGAAAACUCGGAACGCGAAGCAAAUAUAUAUAAUUUAAUUAAAAUAUAGACACAUUUUCAAAUGCCAGCUAGGAUACGUUAAAUUCAGGACUUGGCCUCUUGAGCUUGGCUUGAGGAACGAGGUUACCCAAAAGCAAAUGCUGCAAACGCAAAUAGCAGUAGACACUAAGAAAAAUAAAACAAAACUAACGACACCAAUCGUAGCAAUUGAAGUGUUCGAACACAUUCGAAGCGAAGGAUGAAAGUAUCAUGAAAAGAUUAAGUAGCGUAAAGCAAGUAAAACACAAAACCAAGCGCAAGCAAAAACCACUAGCGAAGCAUGUUUAGGUGCAGGCGUUUUAAGAAGCAUUCUUCUGCUAGGAUGAGAUGUGAGCUUCGUUUUACGUUCAAAGUGCUGUUACUAACUCACCACUAAGUAGCUAGUUUUCGCUAGAUAGUAUUCGCUUUGGGUUCUACAGCUGUGCUGUUCGCACAGUCGCAGUUUGCCGAUAGUCUACAUAUGUUGCCCUUACUUAGCAUAUUUACAGACAGUUAUUACGCAAUGAGAAUCGUAAUCAUUCAAUGUAACAUGGCAGCUAACGAUGGUUUUUAAUUUAAUGUUUGUAACAACGUAAACAAGUAUUGCAAGUCGAACUCUAAGUUGCCGAACUCUAAGGCAUGUUUAGCAUCGGAGGAGUACUAAAUAAUUAGUAAGAUGUAAGGAUAUUAUUAAUAACAUUUAAGCAAAGCAGAAAAUCUAACGAGACGUAGCUACGAACUAAAUGAACGGCUAGUUACGCACAAUUUCAAAUUUUACAACCAAUCUCGUUUAAGAGGGUUUAAUUCUAUGCAAAAAUGUAAUAAUGAACAUUUAACAAUUGUGAUAAAGAAACAAAAAAACACUACAAACUUGCUUGUACAUCGUAAAUAAUGUUUACAAACUAUGUACAUCACGCGAACAAAAACUGAGAGAAACAGAUCGGCUUCAAUGAGUUUAUCCUUAUCAAUUUACAGAGGUUUUGGAUUCAUUUAAACUUUAAUUAAUACAAUUAAGUGAAACUCAUGAUUAUACUAUGAAUUAUGUUCUGUUUUUGUAGUUGUUUGCCUUUUGCAAUCAUUUCUUUCCAUUUGGUCAAUUGUUUGGUGUAUGAGAAACAGCGAUUGGUAAUGGGCAGAGAUAGCACAAACAAACAAUGAAAAUUGUAGUAAGGAGAAAUACUGAAUUGUUUCGAAUAUUUCCUCAAUCUAUGGGCUCAAGAAUGCAAACAAUAAAUACUAAAUUAAAAGCGGGAGCCAUGUAAAAAGAUGGCAAGAAGCGACAUGGAAUGCCUUUCCAGAUACAUUGGAAACAUACGAUCGUGAUUAAUGCUGAACGCUGAAGCUACACCAUUGUUCUUUUGCGGCAUCUGUUGUAGAUUUUGUCACUAACACAAAAGGCAGCAGCAGCAGUUAAACACCGGUUGUUCUAACUUUGGCACAUCGAUCAAGCGUUUUGAAAAUAAGAAACAUACGCUAAUCUGGAUUAUAACAAAUGAACUAAACGAAAUGAAAAACGAAUAGAACAAGAAAUGAAUACACCCAGCCAUCCAGCCAGGAUCAGGCUAGGAUUACUAUCGAUAAAGUAUAUACAUCUAUAUAUACAUUUCGAAACUAGGAAAUUUCUUCUUGAAUCCGAGUUUUCUAAGUUAAACAAAAACGUUUUAGACUAAUACAAUUAAAUCCUAUUACUGCUUUAAACUUGUUGAACAUAAUAAAAAAA
Molecule: messenger RNA, 6686 nt
Organism: Anopheles bellator
Lineage: Eukaryota; Metazoa; Arthropoda; Insecta; Diptera; Culicidae
Gene: Hk
Product: voltage-gated potassium channel subunit beta-2
Exons: 9
Coding region: 21-1319 (432 amino acids)
Biological process (GO): regulation of potassium ion transmembrane transport; potassium ion transport
Cellular component (GO): cytoplasm; voltage-gated potassium channel complex
Molecular function (GO): potassium channel regulator activity; voltage-gated potassium channel activity; transmembrane transporter binding
Source: RefSeq, a predicted model, not a curated record